CGGGGGCGCAAGGAUUUGGAUCCAAAUCUUCCUUGUCUCGACUUGAGCUUGGAACGAUCACGGAGGGCGGCUCUUUUCUGGACGCUGCGAAAAUGCCAUGCCCCUCGCUUCGUCAAAUCCGCCGCGAUCAAGCUUUAAGAUCGAUCCGUCUAUCUCUCCUGUGUUGCAUUCCAUCUGAGAUCGUGGCGCCAUGGCUGCCCCAGUCCCCGGCCUCGAGCAAAUCCUAGAAGAACCACAGACUUACGACCACGUCCGCCACAAGAUCCAUGGCCUUCGACUCUCCAACGCUCGCGCAAUCACCAGCUCCUCCAGAUCCAGCGCCACCGAGGACGUGGGAACCCUAAUCCCCAAGCUCCCCGACUCGGUAGCGCUCCACUGCCUGGCUAGGGUUCCUCGAUCCGCGCUGCCGCUGCUGCGCUGCGUGUGCCGGAGCUGGAAUCGCGCGCUGUCCACCAACACCCGCGACAUCGCGAGCGUGCGCCGCGAGAUCGGCACCGCGGAGCCCUGGAUAUACUUCUCCUUCUCCCCGCGCGGCGAUUGCAUCCAGAGCCAGCGAUCCAGCAACUACUUCACCGCCUUCGAUCCGGGCAGCAACCAGUGGCACAGCGUGGGAUGGCUGCCCGGCCUGGAGCGAUUGGAGGUGCUCAAGGGCUAUGGCUGCGUGGGACUGGGGGGGAAGCUCUACGUUCUUGGAGGAACGCUGUGCAUCAAGGAGAGGGAUUUUGGCGGCGGCUGCCAGAGGGAUCUCCGCGUGAGGAGCGAGGUGCUGGCCUACGAUUGCAUCGGCGGGCGGUGGAAGCAGUGCGCGAGCAUGCGCAAGGCGCGAGUGGAUUUCGCGUGUAGCGUCUCCGGCGGGCGGGUUUUCGUGGCGGGCGGGCGCGGGCGGCUGGAUCACGAGAACGCGGCGGCGAUGGCGAGCGCGGAGGUGUACAUCCCGGAGCUAGAUCGAUGGGAGGAGCUCCCAGACAUGAGCAUCACCAGGUACAAAUGCGUUGGCGUGACGCUCAAGGGGAAAUUCUUCGUCAUCGGCGGCUACACGAUCGAGACGCUCCAUCGCAGCUCGGUGGAGAUCUACGACCCCAGCGAGCGGCGGUGGGAGCGGCGGCCAGGGAUGUGGGCGCUCGACAUCCCGCCCUACGAGGUCGUGGAGCUCCAGGGCAAGCUCUACCGAUCCGGCGACCAGCUCAAUCACUGGCGAGGCUCGAUCGAUGUGUACGACGAGCGGCUCAAGAUGUGGAAAACGAUCCGGGGCUCCAACCGGCGGAUCGGGGAGGAUCUCCAGUGCACGGUGCGGCGCUAUGUGACCAUGGCGGGGAUUGAUAGCUAUCUCCUCUUCUUUGGUGGGCAUUGCCGGGUUGGGGAUCGCAGCGGAGAUCACAGGCCCUUUUGCCUCGAGACAGUGGAUGCAUUCCAGGCGCCGAUUGGGCGGUGGUGUGGUCUCGAUCCAUUCCGGAGUAGCUGCCGGGAGCUCUGUAGCUCCUGCUGCGUCGUCACCGCUUGAGAAAGAGCUAGAUCUUCUCUCCUGAUCUGUGCUUGGGAACUCUCCACUCAACCUUCUCGCUCGCGAGCUUGUACCUUUUCCAAUCUUCGCGUAGCAACGUCAGGUC
Molecule: messenger RNA, 1607 nt
Organism: Selaginella moellendorffii
Lineage: Eukaryota; Viridiplantae; Streptophyta; Lycopodiopsida; Selaginellales; Selaginellaceae
Product: F-box/kelch-repeat protein At1g16250
Exons: 3
Coding region: 191-1501 (436 amino acids)
Molecular function (GO): protein binding
Source: RefSeq, a predicted model, not a curated record